This is a messenger RNA of Dermacentor albipictus, 2508 nucleotides long. The record is from RefSeq and is a predicted model, not a curated record. Lineage: Eukaryota; Metazoa; Arthropoda; Arachnida; Ixodida; Ixodidae.
AUGCCGGGCCGACCCGUGGCUGAAGUGAUGGUGGCUUUAAGCACUCCCCCUACGUGGGCCGAUCCCGAACAUAGUGUCAUUACGGGUCGACCCGCGGCGGAGGUGAAGCAGGAGUUAAGCAUUCCCCAUACGUGGUCCGAUCCCGAAGAUCGUGCCAUGCCGGGCCGACCCAUGGCUGAAGUGAUGGUGGCGUUAAGCACUCCCCCUACGUGGGCCGAUCCCGAACAUAGUGCCAUUACGGGUCGACCCGCGGCGGAGGUGAAGCAGGAGUUAAGCACUCCCCAUACGUGGUCCGAUCCCCAAGAUCGUGCCAUGCCGGGCCGACCCGUGGCUGAAGUGAUGGUGGCGUUAAGCACUCCCCCUACGUGGGCCGAUCCCGAACAUAGUGUCAUUACGGGUCGACCCGCGGCGGAGGUGAAGCAGGAGUUAAGCAUUCCCCAUACGUGGUCCGAUCCCGAAGAUCGUGCCAUGCCGGGCGGACCCGUGGCUGAAGUGAUGGUGGCGUUAAGCACUCCCCCUACGUGGGCCGAUCCCGAACAUAGUGCCAUUACGGGUCGACGUGCGGCGGAGGUGAAGCAGGAGUUAAGCACUCCCCAUACGUGGUCCGAUCCCGAAGAUCGUGCCAUGCCGGGCCGACCCGUGGCUGAAGUGAUGGUGGCGUUAAGCACUCCCCCUACGUGGGCCGAUCCCGAACAUAGUGCCAUUACGGGUCGACCUGCGGCGGAGGUGAAGCAGGAGUUAAGCACUCCCCAUACGUGGUCCGAUCCCGAAGAUCGUGCCAUGCCGGGCCGACCCGUGGCUGAAGUGAUGGUGGCGUUAAGCACUCCCCCUACGUGGGCCGAUCCCGAACACAGUGCCAUUACGGGUCGACCGGCGGCGGAGGUGAAGCAGGAGUUAAGCAUUCCCCAUACGUGGUCCGAUCCCGAAGAUCGUGCCAUGCCGGGCCGACCCAUGGCUGAAGUGAUGGUGGCAUUAAGCACUCCCCCUACGUGGGCCGAUCCCGAACAUAGUGCCAUUACGGGUCGACCCGCGGCGGAGGUGAAGCAGGAGUUAAGCAUUCCCCAUACGUGGUCCGAUCCCGAAGAUCGUGCCAUGCCGGGCCGCCCCAUGGCUGAAGUGAUGGUGGCGUUAAGCACUCCCCUUACGUGGGCCGAUCCUGAACAUAGUGCCAUUACGGGUCGACCCGCGGCGGAGGUGAAGCAGGAGUUAAGCACUCCCCAUACGUGGUCCGAUCCCGAAGAUCGUGCCAUGCCGAGCCGACCCGUGGCUGAAGUGAUGGUGGCGUUAAGCACUCCCCCUACGUGGGCCGAUCCCGAACAUAGUGUCAUUACGGGUCGACCCGCGGCGGAGGUGAAGCAGGAGUUAAGCAUUCCCCAUACGUGGUCCGAUCCCGAAGAUCGUGCCAUGCCGGGCCGACCCGUGGCUGAAGUGAUGGUGGCGUUAAGCACUCCCCCUACGUGGGCCGAUCCCGAACACAGUGCCAUUACGGGUCGACCGGCGGCGGAGGUGAAGCAGGAGUUAAGCAUUCCCCAUACGUGGUCCGAUCCCGAAGAUCGUGCCAUGCCGGGCCGACCCAUGACUGAAGUGAUGGUGGCAUUAAGCACUCCCCCUACGUGGGCCGAUCCCGAACAUAGUGCCAUUACGGGUCGACCCGCGGCGGAGGUGAAGCAGGAGUUAAGCAUUCCCCAUACGUGGUCCGAUCCCGAAGAUCGUGCCAUGCCGGGCCGCCCCAUGGCUGAAGUGAUGGUGGCGUUAAGCACUCCCCUUACGUGGGCCGAUCCUGAACAUAGUGCCAUUACGGGUCGACCCGCGGCGGAGGUGAAGCAGGAGUUAAGCACUCCCCAUACGUGGUCCGAUCCCGAAGAUCGUGCCAUGCCGAGCCGACCCGUGGCUGAAGUGAUGGUGGCGUUAAGCACUCCCCCUACGUGGGCCGAUCCCGAACAUAGUGUCAUUACGGGUCGACCCGCGGCGGAGGUGAAGCAGGAGUUAAGCAUUCCCCAUACGUGGUCCGAUCCCGAAGAUCGUGCCAUGCCGGGCCGACCCAUGGCUGAAGUGAUGGUGGCGUUAAGCACUCCCCAUACGUGGGCCGAUCCCGAACAUAGUGCCAUUACGGGUCGACCUGCGGCGGAGGUGAAGCAGGAGUUAAGCACUCCCCAUACGUGGUCCGAUCCCGAAGAUCGUGCCAUGCCGGGCCGACCCGUGGCUGAAGUGAUGGUGGCGUUAAGCACUCCCCCUACGUGGGCCGAUCCCGAACACAGUGCCAUUACGGGUCGACCGGCGGCGGAGGUGAAGCAGGAGUUAAGCACUCCCCAUACGCGGUCCGAUCCCGAAGAUCGUGCCAUGCCGGGCCGACCCGUGGCUGAAGUGAUGGUGGCGUUAAGCACUCCCCCUACGUGGGCCGAUCCCGAACACAGUGCCAUUAUUUCCGGACGCCCGAUCUUUGCGACAUGCCCGACAAUUCCGACGGCUUCGUGGCACCUCCCCGUACCCCAUAGAGUCAAUGCAUAA